Molecule: messenger RNA, 475 nt
Organism: Caenorhabditis sp. 36 PRJEB53466
Lineage: Eukaryota; Metazoa; Nematoda; Chromadorea; Rhabditida; Rhabditidae
Source: the annotation of a GenBank genome assembly
AUGACGCGAGAGGCAAAUGAGGUAAUUUAUAGUGUGAUGUGUGUCUUAAAUCUUCAAAAAUCCGCUUAUUUUUUCAGGGACGCCAACGGCCCAGUGUUCCGUUAUCACUCUCGGCCGGCGCCAUCGCCGGAGCCCUCGCCAAAACGACGAUCGCGCCGUUGGACCGCACGAAAAUCUAUUUUCAAGGUGAAAAUUGCGGCUUUUUGAGAUAAAACGCCUCAAAAUUCGUUUAAAUUGACCAGAAAUCGCAAAAAUCAAUCAAUUUUCAGUGUCGAGUACACGUGGCUACUCGCUGCGUUCGGCGCUCAAAUUCAUCAAAUUAACGUACCGCGAGAAUGGAUUUCUGGCGUUGUACCGCGGAAAUUCGGCCACGAUGGCACGUGUCGUCCCGUACGCCUCCAUGCAAUUCGCCGCCUUCGAGCAGUACAAAAAACUGCUCAAAGUCGACGAAAAUGGGUUUGUUUUUGGACGUUAG